Messenger RNA from Gossypium raimondii (Peruvian cotton), 753 nucleotides. RefSeq names its product anti-H(O) lectin-like. The coding region runs from base 1 to 753 and encodes 250 amino acids. Lineage: Eukaryota; Viridiplantae; Streptophyta; Magnoliopsida; Malvales; Malvaceae. Gene Ontology annotation, molecular function: carbohydrate binding. The transcript has 3 exons. The record is from RefSeq and is a predicted model, not a curated record.
AUGAUGAACGCUGAGGAUGCUGAGAAUUUGUAUCUCAAAUCUCAGAACCCUGCAUUUCGUUCCAUACUAUCCAUCCUUGUUAUGGGGUUACGUGUUGCUGCAUCGUCAAUGGAUGAUCAUAACAUCAAUUUCAUUUUCACUGGUUUCACCCCAAAUAUGCCUGACAUAGUGUAUGAAGCCGAUGCAUACGCAUCCAACAACGCAGUCCAACUCACCCUUAACCAACUGAAACAGAAUCUACGGGGUGGUGAUGGGUUUGCGUUUUUCAUUGCUCCCAAUGGCUCAAAAAUCCCACCUAAUUCCGGAGGUGGUCACUUGGGACUUCAAAGUUACGGCAUCGUCAACUCUCCAUUUGUUGCAGUGGAGUUUGAUACGUUUGACAAUCCUUGGGAUCCUUUCGGGUUGUCAGCUCACGUCGGCAUUGGUCUCAACUCCAUCGAGACUUCUCUUACCGCUGUCAAAUGGUGGUGGAAUGAGAUUGCAAAUGGGGGACUAGUUAAUGCUUUCAUCACUUACAACUCUAGUACAAACAACCUGAGUGUUCUUUUACUUGAUGCUGAUGGUUUUACUCGUCAAAAUUUAUCUAGGCUUUCUGCAACUCUGGAUCUUAGCAUAUAUUUACCAGAAUGGGUCACAUUUGGCUUCUCAGGAACCACUGGAAGAAAGCUACUUGUGGUGGAGCACAGAUUGGCCAUGUGCCAUGGCGCCAAUGACCUUUUUCUUGGUUUGAUAAUGUGCAAAGAUUCUGCAUAG